This is a messenger RNA of Salvia splendens (bonfire salvia), 1273 nucleotides long. RefSeq names its product protein DEHYDRATION-INDUCED 19 homolog 7. The transcript is spliced from 5 exons. The record is from RefSeq and is a predicted model, not a curated record. NCBI's taxonomy places the organism in Eukaryota, Viridiplantae, Streptophyta, Magnoliopsida, Lamiales, Lamiaceae. Bases 179 to 850 code for a protein of 223 amino acids.
UCCAACUGCCAUUUUCUGUUCUCGGUAUUCCCCUCUCACUCUCUCUCUCCACAAAAUCACUGUUUGAGGGAAGAAGCAGGAGAAAAACCUAUCAAUUUCUUAUUUGAAUUCCUUUCAACCUCUUCUUCACUUUGGUUAUCGAAUCCACUUAUCGAAUCCACAAUUAAUAUAAUUGAUAAUGGCGGAUCGGUUUGACAAGUAUGUGGAUUUUGAGAAGUCUUCUUUUUCCCGAAACACUAUCGAUGAUUACGAGGAGGAGGAUGAGGAGAUGGGAGGGGUCAAGGAGGAUGAACUGAAUGAUUUUGAGAGCGACGAGAAAUCGGAAGAGUUGGCGUGCCCGUUUUGCUCUGGGGAUUUUGAUGUUCUUGGAUUGUGCUGCCACAUUGAUGCCGAUCACCGGAGGGAGGUUAAACCCGGGAUAUGUCCUUAUUGUAUGAUAAAAGUGCGGAUAAACAUGGCUCCACAUCUAAUCACAGAGCACGAAAAUGUAUUGAAGGCACUAUGCAUCAAGAAGUAUUGGAAUACUCAGUCUCGUUCAGCAUUAUUUCUGUUCAGAAAAGAGUUGCAGAAGAAACAUUUGCAGUCUAUAAAGGAGUCUUCUUGUGUAGGAUCUUCAUCUAAUGCAGAAACUGAUUCCAAGCUACUUUCAUUCGUCAAUAGUCCACGCCGUGCUAGCACCACAAAAGAUGCUUCUUCAACUAAAGCCAGAGUAACAUUGUUGGACAUUUCAAAAGAUGUUACCAUAGACAGAAUACAACCAACCCCGUCGAAAGACUGGCAUAAAGAGAGGGCCAGCAGGUGCAACUUUCUACAGGGAUUAGUAUUAUCGACCAUUUUGGACGAUUUAUGAACACCUGGAUCUGCCCGAAGCUUUGUUCGAGUGAAGGGAACUUUCAGACAUCAGUUGCUGUUCCUGGUGGUAGUUCAUCAACAUGUCUAAGCACAAUCAGUUUCUCAACCAUACUAUGGUUUGUGCUUGUGUAUUGUGAGCCAUUGAUGAGAUUAAAUCCUUUCCUACUGCAGCUGGCUGGCUGGACACUGUUUUUUCAUUCUCCUUAGUUGUUUCAGUUUUUAAUCUGGGUAGGUUAGGUUAGGUUUUGCUGGAUUCAUCUUCUAACCCUAGACAUGGGGAUCUUGGAGCUGAACUUAUCUGACAAAUGGCCAGUGAGUGGUGAAUAGCAGUUGGGAGCUUACACUUUGAUGCGAUAUUUUAGAGUUCUUAAUCAAUGUAUAAAGAUUAUCAAGUUCAAUUAUUUUAACUCUAAUAAUACUA